AUGCCUCAUGCCACACCCCAGCUGUACCAGUAUACGCACGUGCCGGAGACAAAGGAGGAUCUCGACUGGGCGGACCUUCCGAACAUUGAUCUUUCCAAGUAUGGCACGGCGUCCGGUAACAGGGAGCUCGCCAGCAUUCUGAUCGAAGCAAUCCGUACCAAGGGCUUUUUCUAUGUCACCAACUUCGGCAUCUCUCAAGAAGCAGUCGACAGGCAAUUCGCACUGGGUCAAGGCUUCUAUGAUCUGCCGCUUGAGGAAAAGCUCAAGUAUGUUCCUGAUCUUGACUCCGGCAACUAUAAUGGCUACCGCCCUGCUGGAAGGCGGCUUCUGGGAGGUGGCAUCCCCGACAAGACCGAGGUCUGGAACAUGGCGACCAAUGACGGUCGCGUCACACAGCCUGUUCCGGAGCUGCUGAAAGAUAAUCUCGCAGAGAUAGAGACUUUUGCGAAGGACUUACAUGACAAGGUGCUUGACCCGCUCAAUAACCUUAUUGCCAUCGCCCUGGAGCUGCCGGAGGACUUCUUCACCAAGCUGCACCGAUGGGAAGUGCAUGACGAAUCCCACCUGCGAUACAUGAAAUACUCCAAGUUUACACCUUCCGAAAUUGCACAGCUCGGCGAUGGCUUGUGGUCUCGUGGUCACACUGACUUGGGUACAAUCACAUUGCUGUUUCGACAGCCGGUGGCUGCUCUGCAGAUAAAGGACCACAAGACUGGUGCGUGGAAAUGGGCCAAACCGCUUGACGCCAGCCUCACCGUCAACACGUGCGAUGCGCUUUCGUUUUUGACGGGUGGGUACAUCAAGUCAACUGUUCACAGGGUCUCAGUGCCACCGAAAGACCAGCGUCAGGUCGAUCGUCUCGGAUUGUUAUACUUCGCGCGACCACAGAAUGAUCUGGUACUCAAUACAAUUGACUCACCUGUGCUCAAGCGAGAAGGAUAUAUUCAGAAUGAGUUCGAAAGGGAUGGCCACCGUGUGCCAUCCAUGGGCGAGUUCACAAACCUGAAACAGACCUGGCAGCAGAAGAAGCGGGAUUCGUACGAACCAGACGAGGGCAGGGAGAUCUUGCCUGGGUUCAAAGGACAGUAUCACAAAUGA
This is a messenger RNA of Cyphellophora europaea CBS 101466, 1098 nucleotides long. RefSeq lists its product as uncharacterized. The transcript is spliced from 3 exons. The record is from RefSeq and is a predicted model, not a curated record. Gene Ontology annotation, molecular function: dioxygenase activity. Lineage: Eukaryota; Fungi; Ascomycota; Eurotiomycetes; Chaetothyriales; Cyphellophoraceae. The coding region runs from base 1 to 1098 and encodes 365 amino acids.